This is a messenger RNA of Podarcis raffonei (Aeolian wall lizard), 2033 nucleotides long. It is a transcript of the gene TBPL2, whose product is annotated as TATA-box binding protein like 2. The record is from RefSeq and is a predicted model, not a curated record. Gene Ontology annotation, molecular function: DNA binding; RNA polymerase II general transcription initiation factor activity. Gene Ontology annotation, biological process: DNA-templated transcription initiation. NCBI's taxonomy places the organism in Eukaryota, Metazoa, Chordata, Lepidosauria, Squamata, Lacertidae. The transcript has 7 exons. The coding region runs from base 707 to 1687 and encodes 326 amino acids.
UCUGCAUAUUCCAUAAGUUUUUGUAUCCAUUCUUCCUUUGCUGGGACUUCUGCUUUUUUCCACUUUGGAGGCAAUUAACAUUUUUGCUGCUGUAGUAGCGUACAUGAACAUGCAUGUGCUGAGAUGCAUGCUUUUAUACACAACCGCAUUAGCAAAUGCCCAUGAACCAGCCUCUGAGCAGACACGUUUUUUCACAGACAAGCUAUUUUCAGGCCUGUUUUAACUAUUUGGCUCCCCGUGGAGAAACGCUGGAGGUUGUUGCAGUGAUGUAAAGGGGCUCAUUGAACUACAAUUCCCAGGCUACACUGGGGAAAGUUGCGCCUUUUGAAGCCAGUUUAAUUUCGAAGCCUUUGUAUGACUCAAGUUCUGUUGCACACCAUCAAAUGGAAGUCAGGUGUUAUAGUAUGAUAACCCAAGCUUUGCUUGGGUAAGCCUGUGAGAUUUUCCUGUAUAUACCAACAGAUCUACAGAGCAGUUAGGAGAAAUCUCCCAGUGAAUAGCUGCUCAGGUUUCCUCAGAACACCUGAUUCCCUUUUCUCCAAUUAAGGGGGUUUCUUAAUUCAACUCACCUGUAGUCAUUUACUCCCAACAUCACCAGCUGGAGAGAUGAUCUCUAGGUUGCUACAGCAGUUUCCAGCUUCUUUCUCCAUCGAUAAUAUAACUGGAAACUGUUGACCUGCUCUUUUGUGGAAUAGGGAAACCAAGCAUGGAUGAGGAUUUAUCCCUGGAAAACUACCUGGAUCAGUGUACAGGCCAGGAUAACUUUCCACCGUCCAGCCCGCAAGUGUCUGCUCCCAUGAGCCCCUUUGUGGCAGACUUGCCUCCUUCCUCCUACCAGGGGGCAUCUUUCCAUUCUCCGCCCGACCAGACCCACAACUUCUCGAUUGACCUCAGCUUCCUGCCUGACUAUUUAAGCCCGGAUAACAAAUAUGAGGGCCGUGCAAUGGCAUUGGGAGAGCAGCACGGCUCUCAGUCAGGAUCGCAAGACAGUGGUAUCUUCCUGAAUGGUAAUGGCCUGUCCCGAGAGAGGGAUGAAAACGCAACUCAACCAUCGCCCGAUGCUUCUAGGAUGCCUGAUGCCUCUGGGACCUGUCUUCCCAUGAACCUGAUGACCCCUAUGGCCUCUGCUUCAGAAGGUUCUUCUGGCAUCGUCCCACAGUUGCAGAAUAUAGUGGCCACUGUAAACUUGGCUUGUAAACUGGACCUCAAGAACAUCGCCCUUCAAGCUAGGAAUGCAGAAUUCAACCCAAAGAGGUUUGCUGCUGUGAUCAUGAGAAUUCGAGAACCAAGGACAACAGCCCUCAUAUUUAGUUCCGGGAAAAUGGUCUGCACAGGAGCGAAAAGCGAAGAACAGUCGCGGCUGGCGGCCAGGAAGUACGCCCGUGUGGUGCAGAAGCUUGGGUUCCCUGCUAAGUUCCUGGAUUUCAAAAUACAGAACAUGGUGGGCAGCUGCGAUGUGAGAUUUCCCAUCCGGCUCGAAGGCCUGGUUCUCACGCAUCAGCAGUUCAGUAGCUAUGAACCAGAACUGUUUCCUGGCCUCAUUUAUCGAAUGGUCAAACCACGGAUUGUAUUGCUUAUCUUUGUGUCUGGAAAAGUUGUAUUAACUGGUGCCAAAUACCGUUCUGAAAUCUAUGAAGCAUUUGAAAACAUCUAUCCAAUCCUGAAGGGCUUUAAGAAAGCUUCUUAAUUUUUUUCUGAUAAAUUGUAUCAUUUAGGCGAGUUUUAGCAUCAAGUACAAAAUUCUCAAACACACAAAUUGACUGUUGACAGUCAAAUACCUCUAAUCCUCUGUUACAGUUUGACACUGUUAGUCUGUUUCAUCGUAUUCUUCUUGUUGUGAAUUCCUUACAGAAAAAAAGGCUAUGAACUUUGAACAGUGUGAAAUGUGAUAAAAGAGAUAUGAAAUACAAAAACUAGUUCUGUAAGAAUGCUUUAGGGAACAGGUUAGCAUCUUGGAAUACUGUUGAAAUCGAAAUGUUCCCCAUUUUUUAAAUGUGUUUUUGUCUAAAAUAAAGAUAAAUCACACUAUUAAA